Umbelopsis ramanniana AG is the source of this 3004-nucleotide messenger RNA. RefSeq lists its product as uncharacterized. The transcript is spliced from 8 exons. Bases 49 to 2964 code for a protein of 971 amino acids. The record is from RefSeq and is a predicted model, not a curated record. NCBI's taxonomy places the organism in Eukaryota, Fungi, Mucoromycota, Umbelopsidomycetes, Umbelopsidales, Umbelopsidaceae.
CUGCAUUCUUUGCUCCCGAUCAAUUUGACAAACGGACUCCAUUCAAGAAUGUCAAAUUCUUCCACACCGGUGCUCGAGAAACCACCAAAUGGUGAAGCAAGCGUUUCAGACAUACAACCGGCAUUCGCUCAGAAUGGCGAGACCAAAAGUAGCACUUCUUACAAACCGACACCAAACGUAAUAUCGCCUACACCACAGCACACACCAGUAGAGCAAGACAAGUCUGAGUCCGUCCCGGCGCCAAAACAGAGUAUAGCUCAAAAAUUGCGAUCUAAGUUGCCAACUUACGAGCAGUUUAAGAAGACCCUCAAAGCUGACAUUGCUUUGACGGUUGUGUUGAUCAUGGUUUUGGAUCGUACUACCAAUAUCGGAAUUGGUCAAGGCACUCUUUUAACAUGCGUCGCCAUGAUUUUUUUUUGCCCGGUCAAGCCAAUCGGACUACAAGUGGAGGUGGUUGCUCUAAGUCUGAUAGGAACAAUGGUUACUGCCGCAUGGUCAUUUCUAGGUAUGUACCUUGCCAACUUGUCGAGAGACCAUACCACGGCAAACCCAUUGCAAGCCAGCAGCGGAGUCAUACUGGAAAUAUUCCUUUUCAUUGGAACAUUUUUCCUGAAUUGGGUUCGAACUAACUAUCCUAAAGCAAAUUUUGCCGGUAUCCUUGGAUGCAUUGUUUUAAUUUUUGCCAUGACGACGGCCGCAAUAGUGCCCACCUUUACACCAACUGUCAUUUGGGCAUUUGUCAUUCCAAUUUGCAUAGGUGGCGGAUUCGCGUUGGUCGUUGAUAUUGUGAUAUGGCCAGAAGACACCGCAAACAACUGUCUCACCAUGUUUGCAACCACGCUUGAAUCUUUUAAUCAACUACUCACGAAACAAGUUGAAGUCUUUCUACAAGAUCCAUAUUUGGAACUCCCAGGACAGGCUACACCGCUGUCGGUCAUUCAUGGCCAAUUACAAGGAAAUAUAAUGAUGCUUAUUGAAAGCAAGCGAGCUGUACAGCGCGAAGUUCUUUAUUCCAAACUCACAGCAAAAGAUUUUAGCUACCUCACCAAGCUCGUCAAAUCAAUGAGGGUACCUUUGCAUGGAAUCGGUCUCAGUCGAGUGAUAGAACAAGAAAUGUAUGAUGCUCAAAGUGGAGGUGUACUCCAAAAAUGGCAAACGGUUAACUUGACCUCAAAUCCGGUCUUGGAGGAUAAUUCCAGCAUACGUUCGGAUUCACAAUCCGAAACAACUACCGAUACCGCUCAGUUGAUACAGGAGUACCAAGAAAUUCUGAAUGUUAUCAGACCCAUAUGUAGCAACCUUGCGGUAGAAUGUAAAAAUGCAGUAUCAGAAUGUAUGACACGUCUCAAUUGUCUGCAUAACGGGAGAGAUAAAAAGCAGCCAGAACCAACACCUCAACUCCCGAACCUAGUAGAUCAACCCAAGGCUGAAGGCUUGCCUACUGUAAACUCAACCGAGAUCGCAUUUGCGGCUAGGCUGCGAAGGGCCAUCGAAAAUUUUGAGAAGGAUCGUAUAUCAGGCAUGGAUCGCCUCUUUAGUUGUAAGCUCACCGAAAGAGAUCCACAUAGAGCUAUGCUGCUAUUGCUACUUUUCCAAUACAACCUGCGCGAAUAUGCUGAUAAGGUCUUGGAAAUGGCAGACUUCGUAACCAAUUUAGAAAAGGAGCGACAAAAGCGACACAUUGGCUGGCCUAAUAUCACCUUGAAGAAAUGGCUCAAAGAAGACACUCGUGAUGAGGACAUUACUGCAAACGGCAAUCAAAUGAACGAUGGAGAUGGAACUGCCCAGUUAGCUAGGACAGCAAGUCGUGUGAACUAUCAACAAGCUGCGAUGGAUACGUCCGCUGGACCUUUUAUUUAUGAAGAGGACGCCAAAGGCCGUGUACUACGACGUGAUCCUGAUGUACUAGCACCAGCAACAAGGUGGGAAAGGUUUUGGUACAGGAUUUACGAGUUCAAGGUCUGGCUAUUCGAACCUGAUACCCUCACCGUACUGAAGACUUCGGUUGGCUGCAUUCUUUUAGCUCUUCCGGCAUACUUUACCUCAUCCGCGGUUUGGUAUAACGAAUGGAGGGGUCAGUGGGCUGUCAUUACUCUUGUAUUCUGGAUGUUCCCAAGCUCGGGAUUAUUGAUUUUUGGCUUCUUCCUUCGUCUACUUGGUACCAUCAUAGGCUGUGUCCUUGGCAUCGUGGUUUGGGAAAUUUGCCAAGGGGUUACUUAUGCUCUUGCCGUUGUCAUGUUCAUUGUCAACUAUAUUCUAUAUCACAUUUUCUUUUACAAACCUUUCUGGAGAGUCUGCACUUUAAUGACACAGAUUACUUUGAUCUUGGUUAUAGCGUAUAGAUAUAAUUAUGUCUUGCAGGAAAACUCGGAGCCAGUUUGGGAAGUCGCCGGGAAGAGAUGUUUGCUUGUCGUUAUCGGCGUUGUUGCCGCUUCCAUUAUGUACUGCAUUCCUUUCCCAGUCACUGGUCGAGUGGAACUUCGUUUCCGAUUGGCCCAAACAGUGCGCGAUAUCGGAACUCUAUAUUCUGCCCUCAUAUACUCCUUUGAAAACGUUGAUGCAAACAGCCACUUGGGUGAGCAACAACGCAAGAAAUUCACAAAAUUAGCUCUUAAUAUCCAACGUCAAAUCGCCUUGGAGAGGACAUUACUUGCCCACGCAAAAUAUGAGCCCCCGCUUCGAGGCAAGUAUCCACAGGAAAAAUAUGCAAAGUUAUUGGAUACCGUGGAUAAUAUGGCGGAUAUGGUAUAUGCAAUGGUGAGUGACCGCGAAGGCAAUAGUGGUAUGAAAAGAAUUAUGCCGCUAAACACAUUUAAUAUGCACCAGGGCGCAUCACUCGAAAAAUUGCCUCCGUUUUUGCGCGAUGAUUUAUCUCGAAAAGCGAAAGAAGCCCGCAAGACUUAUGCAAGUAUCGGUUUAAUAACUCAGGUCUUGUCAACCUGUCCUUUCCGACCAAAUCAUUAACCUUCUUUGUCAUAUUCCAGAUUGCUACCGUUAUGACUGG